UGCAAAGUUUAUAUGUCAGUCCAAACAUCAAACCUAUGCUUAAUUUUUUAUUAAUGUUCCUUUUCAUUUACCUCAUUGGCUAUUUUAUUAUUUUUCGUAAAUGGAGCUCCAAGACCCGACCCGAAGCUUCAAGCUGUUUAAUCUCCCUCUUUCACGGCACUCCGGCGACCAUUCUCGCCGUCGCCGCCGUAUUCGCCGACUCUAACCGCGGCUUCGCCGCCGUCAACACGCCGUUACAGAAUCUUGUGCUCGAUUACAGCACCGCUUAUUUCGUGGCCGAUCUUAUCCACUGUGUCGCGUUUUUUGCGGGUGAUUUGUUAUUCGUCUUACACCACCUCGCAACGCUCUUCGUGAUUCUCACGUGCCGACACGUGGCGUUUCGUGGGGCAUUCGGGGUUCUUUCGCUCUUGGCACUGGCGGAGGUUACCAGCGCGUUGCAGAACGCGUGGGCGCUGACGCGUGCGCGGCGGAGCGAUGUGGCGUUUGCGGCGAAGGUGUUUGAUGCAUUGUGCGUUCCGUUUUAUGGGUUGUAUUCGAUGGUUCGUGGUGUUUUUGGGCCUUACUUUGUUUUUAAAAUGGUUGUGUUCUUUUUUAGUGGACUUGCUGAGGGCCUUAUUGCAACGUGGGUUUGGGUUUCUUGGGUUUUUGUUGUGUCUUCGGCUAUUGUUGGUAGCAUUUUGUGGGUUUUCAAUCUUUGGGUUGAACUGUAUAGAGAAAGAGCAACAAAAGUUGAGGAGAAGAUUAGAUAG
This is a messenger RNA of Abrus precatorius (Indian licorice), 749 nucleotides long. Its product is annotated as TLC domain-containing protein At5g14285-like. Gene Ontology annotation, cellular component: membrane. The transcript has a single exon. Bases 36 to 749 code for a protein of 237 amino acids. NCBI's taxonomy places the organism in Eukaryota, Viridiplantae, Streptophyta, Magnoliopsida, Fabales, Fabaceae. The record is from RefSeq and is a predicted model, not a curated record.